Messenger RNA from Plodia interpunctella (Indianmeal moth), 15780 nucleotides. RefSeq names its product protein split ends-like (gene spen). Gene Ontology annotation, cellular component: nucleus. Gene Ontology annotation, molecular function: mRNA binding. The record is from RefSeq and is a predicted model, not a curated record. Lineage: Eukaryota; Metazoa; Arthropoda; Insecta; Lepidoptera; Pyralidae. The transcript has 22 exons. Bases 289 to 12903 code for a protein of 4204 amino acids. Gene Ontology annotation, biological process: regulation of transcription by RNA polymerase II.
GUCGAAGCUGGAUUCACUGUCAAUUCGAGAGCUGCGAAGUGUACGCUCGCGUCUAUUACGUGGUUUGUUUAUAGUGAAGUGGAUUUUGUGAUGAGAUUAUCGAAUGUCGUGAAGUGAAAGAUAGUGUUGUUUUUAUUAUAAAGUGUAACUCAAUGUGUCCUAAACUAUGUUUAUCGUUUAUUAAAAGUGAUAAAUCAAAAUGUGUGAAGCACCGUUGUGUGCAAAAUUGAUUUUUGCCACGUAGUGACGCGAACGGGUAAUGAUUCCUAAUGUGGAGUUCAAAGCAAGAUGGUUAGAGAGACUCGGCAUCUGUGGGUUGGAAAUUUACCCGAUAACAUUCGUGAAGACCGGAUAAGGGAUCACUUCAAACGCUAUGGCCGAGUCCAGAAUGUCAAGUUGCUGGGUAGAACGGAGAGUGCAAAUACGAUCACCGCACCUACCGGUGGAUCGAGUGGGGUUUGCGCUACAGUUGCCUUCAUGGACAUCAAGUCGGCUUCGAAAGCGCACAACGCCGAGCACGUGGUCGACGAGCGUACCCUUACCACAGAGUACUAUGAGCCGGCAGCGAUACCAUCGUCAGCGGGUGCGCCCUCGGCCGGUUCUUCGCCAGCUGGUUCUGGCUACUCAGGCUCUUCGUCCUCCGUGAACUCUGCACCUGCUCCCGCUUCCGUUUCGCGUUAUCAUCUCUCAGGAGGCGAGGAGAGUACGGGAAAUGCGUGUCCUAUAGCAGCAACGGCUGCGGCGCCGGCCAACUGGCGGGGUACCAACGAUAGUGCAACUGAAUAUUGCCGACGUGGGAAUACCCCGGCUGGCUAUGGCCGCUACCAGCGUAACAAUAACACCACUGCGCCGUAUGCAACGCCACCUUCAAAUGUCGAUAGGACAACAACAACACCUCAUCAUCGAUGGUACGCGAGCGGGACGGCAAGCGGGGGAGGUGCGGGGGGCGCGACGGGUGGUGAGAGCACGCCGAGCACGCCGGGCGGCGGCACCGAGAGCGGCCGGCGGCGGCGGAACUCGGGCUCGGGCUCUUCGCGCUCCGACUCCAGCUCGCCCGAGCCUAGCGACACAUCGCGCGCCUCCACGCCUGCCGCGCCGCCGCCCGCGCAGACGCCGCAUGCCAACCACCGCACACCGCCAUCUCACCAAUAUCAAUGGGCGUCGACAGCAAGUGGCAGACCCCUGGCAAUAUGCGUACGGAAUUUGCCGACGAGGUCGACCGAUAGCUCCCUCAAAGAUGGUCUUUACCACGAAUACAAAAAGCAUGGGAAGGUGAUGUGGGUCAAAGUGGUCGGGCAGAACGCCGACCGGUACGCAGUAGUGCGAUUCAAGAAGCCGUCCGACGUAGAAAAAGCGCUCGAAGUGUCUCAGGAUAAGCUUUUUUUUGGAUGCAAGAUCUCAGUGGCACCCCACCAAAGUUGUGAUGAAGAUGCCGACUCGGCAAAACCUUACGAGACUGAUAUUGACGAGUAUCAUCCAAAGGCAACGCGGACUUUAUUCAUUGGUAAUUUGGAGAAAGACGUGACGCAACAACAGCUACGAGACAAGUUCAAGCAUUUCGGUCGCAUCAUAGAAAUCGACAUCAAGAAGGGCAGCGGCGGCGGCGCCGGCUACGCGUUCUGUCAGUAUGCGUCCAUAUCCAGCGUGGUGGAAGCCAUCCGGUCCAUGGACGGCGAGUAUGUGGGAGGUUCGCGCGUCAAGCUUGGCUUUGGCAAACCCGUCGCUACCACUUGUGUUUGGGUAGAUGGCCUCACUGAACACACGGAGAAACAGGUGUUGGGCGCGGUGUCGCGUUGCGGCGCGGCGACGUCGGUGUGCGUGGACCGCGCAGCGGGCGCGGCGCUCGUGCACUUCGAGCAGGCGGCGGCGGCCGGCGCGGCCGUGCGCGAGCUGCGGCGCGUCGCAGCGCAGGCCUCCGCCGCCGAGCCCGACCACCCCCGCCUCUGCGUCGACUACGCCUCGCGCGAGUGCCAGGAGGCGUUCUACGAGCAACUGGAGAAACACGGCGGCUCGGCCGUGCCGCCGGGAGAGAGGAUCGGCAACGACAUCACGGGCCGGUAUCUGCCUACCACCAGGCACGACCCCCUCCGAUACGAGGGUUGCGGGUCGCGGUCGCGAGCCUCGAGCUACACGCGUGGCUCGUCACGCACGCCGCGCUAUCCCGCGCUCGACCACUACGACCCGUCUGACUACGCGGCGGACCGGCGCUACAGGGUAUAUGACGAGCUAGGGUCCAGCCCGCAAACGGAAGAUCCUCCAUAUGAAGACAGACUGCAGUCAGUGGUGGUGUCACCGCAUCGCGCUCGGCGGCACCGCCGCGACUCCAGCCCUGAGGACAGAAAACAUUCUAAGGAGCGGCACCGCAGCGCCGGCGGCAGCAUAAUCGUAACAACGACUUGCGGUCGUCGCUCGCGUUCCGGCUCGCGCACCGGCGAGCGUCACGCCGGCCGCCGGCGACACCGCCGGCGGCGCGACCAGUCGGCCGACCGCGCCGGCACGCCGCUCCGCGACGAGCCAGAAGCAGUUCCGAGCGAGCCGCGGAGAGGGCCUCGCGAGCGGCCGGCGCUGCCGAUGAGCCUGCCGCUGCCGAAGUUCGCGGCGCAGCUGUUGCGGGUGGCGGCGCCCGCGCCCCGCCCGCACCCCGCCCCCGCGCCCGCCCCGGAUUCCCCGCCGCGCCCGCCCUCCGCCUCCUCUUCCAGCGCCGGCUCCGCGCCCCACUCGCCCUCGCUCGAGGAGCGUAUCCGCAGCUUGGACGAGAAAUACGAGCGCUGGAGCGGGUCCCGCGUGGUGGCGGAGGCGCCGGACCGCUCGCGGCUGCGGCACCGGCUGCUCGAGGUGGACAUCAACGAGGUGAAGCCCUCCGAGGUGGUGCGCUCGCUGCUGGCCAAGCGCUCCGUGUUCGACGAGGACUCCGAGCGGCUCGAGGGCGCGCGCGCGCCCAGCCCCGGCGCGCGCGCGCCCGCGCCGCCGCCCGCCGACGCCGAGCGCCCCUCCGACCCACGUCUGCACCGCCAGCCCCCGCCGCCGCCUCCGCCCCCGCCUCUACUCGACUUCAGAAUGGAACACCGAAUCCGUCCCCGAACACCCUCGACGGACCGAUCCCAGCCGGACGUCAGGUCGCCCAGAAUAGAUGGCGAGCUCGAUGCCGACUCGAGGGGACUUCUCGAGAGAAGGAGACGAGAUUCGCUCGUUCACAAACAUAGCGCUGAAUUUGGAAACGACAAAGAGAGCGCCGAUACGUCCGACCGACCCGAUUCGGACCCCCGAUACGGUGUAACUCCUGUUAGAGAAAGAAGUAUAACCAAGGAUAAUUUUGCCCCUCUAGAUAGACGACAGGUAGAAAGAACUAAAGACAAUACUAAUAAUGAUAGGAUGUUGAAUGACCUUUUUGAAAGUAAACCCGAAAAAGAUUUGGAUACCUCCGUUGUUGAUCAAUGUGAAGAAAACAUUGCUCGUGAUAUUGCAGACAUUUUAUUGAAGCAAGAAAAAGAGGAUGUCAAAAUUGAUUCUUCUGAAGAACAAAGUUUAAGAUCCAGUGAUGAGAACACCAUUCAAUCAGAUACUGAUAAACCAAUCUCUAAUGAUGGUAGCUGUGAUAGUGGAAAUAAAUUAGAAACAAGUAAUAAGGUGAACUUUGAAGUUGAAGUAUGUAAAGAUGUAUUAGCCCAAAGUAAUAUCAAUGACUAUUUGGAAUCAGAAUCAAUACAAAACCACUUAAGUGCUUCAGAAUUGGCAAAGAUAACUAAAGAGGUGGUUUCGGAGUUAGUUUCUCAAGAACAUAAUAAAGUUGGAGACAAAAACGUAAAAGAGAGAUUCAAUCAAAGUGUUAUCAUAGAUUCUGUGCAUUCAAGUAACAAGUCGGAAAAAGAAAAUAUUGAAUUUGAAAAAACUUAUGAAAGUGAAAAAUUUUGUACCAAUACCACUCAUUUUUUCUCAGAGAAAAAGCUAAUAGAUGCCGAAAAACGCGCAGAAGAUCGUAUCAAGUAUGAGCGUGACAAAUUAAAACAUAGUAAAGAUCGAGCAGAGAAAGAUUCGCAUGACAAAGAUAAAUCGAAAAGUAAUAGAGUCGAUAAAGAAACAAAAGUGGACAGAAAUGAUAGAGAUAAAAAGACCAAAGAAGCGGUACAUACGGAAAAGGCUCAUUGGGAUAAAUCCAGGGCUGAUUCCGAAAAAGGAGCUCAUAAAGAUAGACAUGACCGAGAAAAUGAACGAUCAAAACACACAGAUGAAAAGUCUUCGCGACAUGACCAUCAUCAUCGUAAGGAUAAACAAGAUAAAGAUAAAAGAAAGGAUUCAACUGAUUCAGAUGCAAAAGUAAAGAAAGAUGAUAAACAUAAACAUGAUAAGUCAAAAAAGGACUCACAUGAUUCUAAACGUGACAGUAAAAAAGAUUCUGAUUUAGUCAAAUCUAGAAAGUCUUCCAGAGAUGAAAUAUCUAGGGAUCUAUGUCGCAAGGAUUCGACUGAUUCCUCCACGUCUAGAGCAUCUCAUGACUCCGUAAAAGUUAAAGAAGAAGUUAACGAUCUUAAAGAAAUAAAACUAGAACCGAAAGUAACUCUCAAACACUAUGAUUUAUUCUGCAAACAAGAGGUAAAAGAUUCGUUACUAACAGCUGCUGAUAUUAAUUCUCUAAUAAAAGCUGAAGUGAAAGAAAAUCGUGAAAAUUCUGAUCAUGUCCAUGUGAAGAAUAAAAAUGAAAAUCAUUUGGACUUAGUCAAACCCAAAGCAGAAGUCCCUGAAAAACAGAGACAUUAUUCUGUGGAUUCGCCAACUAUUGAUGCGAAACGUAAGGAACGUUUAAAUUCUUGUUCAAGUUUACCACCAAAUAUUGGAUUCAAAAGAAGAAUGUCUUCUCAAGACAGUUUAGAUUCCGUGUAUGAAGAUAUCAAAAAGUCAAAGAAUGAAGCAAAGUCGAUAGAGCGGCGAGAUUCAAAGGACUCCAAAAAUUCAUCAAAUCACAUAGACUCCAAACAUAAAACGACCAAGUUUAAUAAGGGUCAUUUUGCCAAAUUAAUUGAAAGUAAAACAAAAGAUGAUAAAAAGAAUCAGGUUAAACCACCUGACGAGGUUUAUGAUGUAAGGUUAAAAGAAGACAUGAAAGAUCAAGCAACCAAAAUUCCAUCUGAAAAAACAAAGGCUUUGAAAAAGAGUCCAAAAAUUAACCACCACGAUGAAAAAGUCAGUACGGAAUCAUCAUCCGAAAGUUUACAUAAUGAUCUAGACUUCCUUGCUACCCUAGAACUGAGGUCCAGUGAGGAAGAUGAAAAGCAAAGAGCGUUAAGGAAAGAGAUGAAGGAAAAGAAACGAAUUCAACAAUUGCAACAAAUACAAGCGCUUCAAAUGCAACAGGAUGCUUUACAUCAAGCAGAACUUAACAAAUCUAAAGACGAAAAGAAACAAAAACAUGAUGAGAAAAAGAAAGAGGCUGCUCGUGAGAAGCGCAUGUCUAUUGAGAGGAAAAGCAGAGAAGACAAGAAUGACCUCAAUAAACGAAAGAACAGGAAGCAACUUAGCACAGAUAGUUCUGAUUCAGAUGAACCUAAAAAACAUUCAAUCUUUGAUAUAGUUGAUGACGGACCUACUUAUAUCUCCAUGUAUGAUAAAGUUAAGGCUCGUUCUUGUAAAAAUAUGCAAAAGCAAGAAGAAGAAAAACGGCAAGAAAAAAUUAAAGCUAAAUUUAGUCAGCUUAAACAAAGCAGAGCAAAACGUGAAGAGAAGAAAAGAUCUAGUUGGGAUGAAGAUAGUGAUUCUGAACAAGACAGGAAAAAGACACACAAAUCAUCAGUGGAUAGUUCCACAGAUGAUGACCAUUUGAUGAUGCGUAAUAAAAAACGAGACAAAUUCCGUCGCACAAGCUUUGAUUUUGAUCGUCUCAAAUCUAAUGAUUAUUUCAGUGUUAUUAGCAAUGAAGAAGAUUCAAGGAAUAAGUUGUCUCGUAAAAAUUCUAGAACUCGUAUUAUGUCUGAUACAUCUGAUGAUGAAAUAUCAAAUAAAAGAAGUAUUAGUAAAAGUCCAACAUUUAUUACUAACAUCAAAAAAGAGAUUAUAUCUGAUUCGGAAUCGUCAAUGAGAGCAAAGGAUGACAUUAUACACCUAAAAUCAGCCUGUGAUGAUAAAAUUAAAAGAAACUCCUUAAUUAAUUUAUUUGGUAAGAGUGACAGUGACGACAGUAAAGUAAAAUCCAGUAUGGACACUGAUUUGGAAUAUAAGCACAACUUUGGUAAAUCUAUUCCCAACGAUUUUUCGUCAGAGAGCGAAUCUAUGUCUACAAACAGAAACUCUUCAGAGAUUCGUAAAAAGCAUAAAAGAAAACUAAAGAAACAUAAAUCUUCAUUAUCUGAUGAUGAAAGUAAAUUACCUGAAAACAUGGAAGGAAGUGAAACAAAAUCUAAGAAUUCUGAUAAGGUACGGCGCCAUAGCAAUAAGAAAGAAAAAAGGAAAGAUAAAAUCCGUGAUAGCGUGGAUACUGAUGACACCCGUGAAGACAAAAAUCGAAUGAAAAAAGAGAAGAAAUCCACAAACAGUAGUUUUGAAUUUUCUCUAGAGCCCGUGUCUAAGAAGGAAGGUAAAAUGGAGGAUAUUUUUGGUCCUUUGUCAGACGAAUCUGAUAAAGAGGGAAGAGCACCACAACCAACAAUAAACCACAACAAUAAAUUAGAUUAUUCUCAUAGCUUUGAACAAUACAGUGCCUCUAGUGAUCAACUACCCUCAUUAACAAAUUGCGAUGAUAGCAAAUUUAAAGAGAGAGACGAAAAUAAACGGAAAAAAGAGAAAAGAAGAAGAGAUAAACGAUAUCUUUUGAAGGAAGAUGAAAAUAGCUUAGACGUAGACGCAGUAAGUAAAGCUAUUGAAGCAAGAUUGAUAGAAGAUACAAUAUCCGAUGAUGAGAAUAGAUUAGACACCCUGGACAUAAAACGUAAUGAUAUAAAUGAGUACACAUAUAAAAAUGACAUUUCCGAAAAUACAAAGACAAAUAACAAGCACAUUGAGAAAAUGAAAAAAGAUAGUAGAGAAAAAAAGAAGAAAAAGAAAAGAAGCAGAGAACAACGACAGAGUCGGAAAGAACAUCAUCAUUAUCAUCACCAUCAUGAUAAAGUGGAUAAGGCCAAUGUUAUGCUUGAAAAACCCCUUAUUGAAAUAUCUAACAAAACUUUGCUUCUAGACAUACCUCUUCCAAAUGAAGCUCAGCCAGAACGAGUGGCCGAUAAAUCUGAUGAUUGUAAAUCGCUUUCAGAGUCUCCAAGUCUUCCGAGACUUACAGAGAGUCCGCCAACCACCAUAAUCUUGGAUAAAGAUACAGAUUCUCAAGAUGUAGAUCCUAGCUCACCAGGGGUCAUAUCAAUUGAGUCUAGCAUUGAUAGUGAGUACUUAGGAAAGAAAGUUGAAGUUGAUGAUAUCCCAAUGCCCGCCCCACUUGAAUGUGAUAUUAGCGAAGUGCCCUUACCGAGUGGUGAUCCCAUAACCAUUACUUCAGAUCAAAGCAAUAAAGAACCGACGUCUUUUCCUUCAACAUUGAUUGAUGAUGUUGAUAACAGUGAAACUGCUGUGCGUAGUAUAUCAAACUUAUCUGAUGCAAACAUUAACAUCGAGAAAAUAGAAGCUCCUUUAAAAUCGGAUAAAAAAAUUGAAGAAAAACCAAGAGCUAUAAUUUCUCAAGAAGAGACAGCAGAUGCAGUUGCGGCCCUCUUAGGCGAAAGCUUUGGAGGAAAAGUUGAUUCUUUUCCAGAUUAUGAACAAGUUGAAACCAAUGUCGCGCAUGAAACAGAAAUUGAAAGUGUUGCCAUCGAAAAUGAAAAUAUACCUGAAGAAGAUGCUGAAGAGAUGAGACAAGCUGUUCAGAAUCUAAACGCAAGCGAAAUGGAAAUGAAACCAGACACACCAGUAUCUGACAGCGACCUUUUACUUAUUGACACAGAUACUGAGGAAGCUGACGACACUCCACAGGAUGCGAUCGAGAGACUACCUAUUAAUAUUAUCGCAACGAAUCAGACCUUAAAUACGACUAUAGAACAAUCAAAAUCUACUGAAAUAUCAAACAUAAUAAUAGCAAAACCAAAAACAACUGUGGUUAAAGUAUUGACAUCUGAAGGUAAUGAAUCAAAUCUAAAAGUUAGUGAUCCAGAUUAUAAGAUCCAAUUAGCCAAACGAGAUAAUACUCACCAAGCAACAUCAACAGCGACUCCAGUGAUAACAUCGUGGACUUUAAGUAGUAAUAAAUUGGAACCUCAUCAUGUCUUGAAUAUUCCUAACCAGAUCAUAGGUAGAGAAAAAUCUGAAGUAAAGCCAACACAUAUUACAGCAAAUAUUGUUCAAAUAAAAGCUCCAUCAACUCAAAAUAUGCAAGUGAACAGUACUUUGAGACCUAUAAUUUCGCCUGCGCGAGUUAGUGCACCGUAUCAAGUCAUAAAUCAAAUGAUUAGGCCGCAAGCAUCUAACAUGCAGCCUCCGACGAUAAAAAUACCAGAGCAGCAUAUCAUAUAUCAAAAGUCACCUGGUAUUGUAAUAUCUCCUCGAACUACCAAUGAUCCAAGAUUACAAAGUCCGAAAUCAACGACGCAGAGUGAAGGUUUGCUUUCACCACGAUUAACUAACAUGGCCAUAUUGAGUACUCCACAAAGUUUAAAUUCUGUUGGAAUGGGUUCCCCAAACAUGCCACAAAGAUCUCCUGGACAAGUUACAGUGGUAAGAAUGCAACAACCGCCCUUGAGCCCCAUCCCAGCAAUACAUUUACCACACAGUGCCAGAACUAUGGUUUCCCCAAGUAGACCAAAUUCAGUGCUGGUUCAAACACAAGGAGCGCCGAUACAUUUCAAUAGAUUGCCUGUGACUCCAGUCUUAGCACCUAUUUCAAAACAAAUAAAUGUAAGUAGCAUAGUUCAACAGAAUAAAGGAAUUACUGUGAAUACUUCACCAACCAUCCAUCAGCCCAAAAUAAUGACUUCAGCAGAUAUCAGGAAAACUGACACAAGGAAUACAUCUGAAAGCGUAAAUGAACCAUCGAAAAUAAUACUGUCUCCGACAAGUUUGCAGCAGAGUUCUAAUCCUACAUUAAUGGCUCAAAAUCGUCUAAUAUCUAUGCAAAAUGCAAUGCAUUUAGCUAAUAAAGUUCUAAUUAACAAUAUGAAUUCCUUGAAUGAGAAGAGGGAAAAUCAAAAGUCGGAUCAACAUAGUCAUUUACCUUUUGCCCCCACGCCCAUUAUACACGUAGCUGGCGUGAAUCAUUCGACGGCAUCUAUCAUUCAAAGUGGAUCAAAACCAGUGAUGUGCACAAUUCAGGAGCCUAAUACCAUUAAUCGAAGUCAAAAUUCCAACGUCAUUCAUACGUUAAAUUCUCCGAGACUGCUUACAACUACACCUAUAAGUAAAGUCAUUCAAAUAGAUGCUGCCAGUAAGGGAGGACCGCCGUCUGUUUUAUCGAUGGCAGCUAUUAGAUCUCCAACAGUUUUAACUAGAUUGGAGUCAUCAAAUUCUGUUGCAGUAACAACAACUAGUCUUACUAAUGUAGUUAUGACUCCUUUACUAUUAAAAACUACAAAUGCUACUGGAGCUAUAAGACUCAAUCCUAAAACUGACUCUGAAACAACUGAUGGUCAUAAUCAUAUCGCACGUGAAUCUGAUAAAAAAAUAGAAGAAAAAUCAAAUCAGUCGCAAUUUAUUUUUGAACCUCUGGAUAAACAUAAGGAAGUAAUGUAUACGAAGAAUAUUAAGCCUUUGCCAUCCACAGAAAUAGUAACUAAAUGUGAAACAGACUUUGAAGAACUACUAAAAGAUAAUACUAAUGAAAUCAAAGUUACCAAUAAUCCUGAAAAGAAACUUGAAGUCAACGUAGGUAAUGUCACCCUAAUAAGUACCAACCUAUCAGCAUGUCAUGAAAGAAAACAGAGUAUUGAUGAGCCGAAAAAAGAGGUUACUGAAAUUAAAACAGAGAGAGCCGUUGAAGAUACGAAGGUUGAGCUCAAUGUGUCUGACAAUAAAGAAGACAGGAAGACUUUAACUGACUCUGACUCCAGUUUAACCGAAUCACAUGCAUCAGAUACGAAAAUUGCCGAAUCUAGUCUAGAUUUCACACCUACUCCACCCAAAACUGACCUCUCUGCCAGCAGCAGUUCAGAAAGCAAUAUCUCCUGUAAAACUUCUCCAGAGGAUAUAAAAGUAACUGAUGUGAAAAUUACUUUAGAAACAGAAGACACUAAUGUAUUUAAAGUAGUAGUUUCAAAAGAAUCUGAUCAAGAAAAUCCCAUAAAAAAUUUAGAUGAGAAUGAUUCUUGGAGUGCAAAAGACGUAAAUAUUGAUUCUGUAAUUAAAAAGGUCGACUCACUUUGCAAUGAGAAUAAUGAUGAACACGAAGUAAGUAAUAAACACAAUUCUACAGUAAAAGAAUCCGUUGAACCAGUACAAUUUAAUUCCAGUUCUGAAAAAAUUUCUACCGGAAGUGAAAGUUCUCAUUCGGUUGAAACAUCUAUGGAAAGUGUUAAUGAAACUCACAACGACGAAUUAAAUACAGGGAGGAAUACUACUGUUAGCAAAAGAGGUGGGCGUAGUGUCAGGGGAAAGAAGUCUGAUAAAAAUCAGGAUCGAGUGCAAACUCGACAAAUAGCCAAGCCGCCGAGAGGUGCUACAACAAAGCGUGGAAGAGGCCGUGCAAAAGUUGAUAAGAAAGUGAAAAAUUUCGUUAAUAAUAUCGCUAAUAAUAUUCCUGGCGAUGUGUACGAUUUCCACGAAGAUUCUGGUGAUGAGACUUCAACAUCACCCGCAAAGUCAGAAGCUAGACCGAGACUUAUAUUGACUAUAAAAAGUCCCCAGUCCGGUCUCACGAACGUGACAUCUUCUCUUAUAAUAAAAGAUCAGCCCAAAGUGAACGAAAAAAUCAACAAAGAAGAAAAGCCGGAAGAUUUCAUCUCUCCGUCACCGAACACUCGUAAAUCGAGAAGACUCCAAGAAAAAGACGUUCAACGGACCACCGUAGAUGACGUUAUAGACGAUGUCGUUAAAGGGCCAAAGAACAGGAAGAGGCCAACUCGUCAGGUAGGACCGAAGCCAAAUCCAACUCAAGAAAAGUCUGGAACGGAUACCAGAAAAUCACCGCGAGGCGCAAAGAGGGUCAGAGAGAGGAGUUUAUCUGACGCAUCUGUGGACAGCGGAGACGAGAAGCUGAAAAAGGAGGAUGUCAAGGAGGCGAAAGUGCCGAGGAUAGUAGAGCCGGUCGUCGUGCGAGUCGAGCCGGAGCCGCCGGCGGUCCCUGCACCGGCGCCGGUGCCAGUACCGGUUUCGGUUCCAGCACCGGCACCCAAGGUGAAUCCGACGCCUAUUAUGAAGCCUCCGAAGAAGAUGAUAUCAGAGAUCAGCGCCAAGUUGGCGUCAGCGUUCGAAGCGGCGGCGGCCGCGGGUCCGCCGCCAGUGGAGGACAAGCCGGUAGUGCUGCCGCUGCGCGCGCGGGCCCUGCCGCCGGUGGAGCAAGCGCGGCUGGUGGAGGGAGCGGGCGCACUGCUGCCCGUGGGCACGGACGCGGACGCCCGGGUGCAGUCGCCGGCGCUGCCGCAUCGCCCGCCCUCUACACAUCGUCCCGCCGACAGAGCUACACCUGUUCUAAUCAGAGGCGGAGAGGGUGAAGGUGGCUUGGGUCCGGCCGUGUUGGGCGUAGGCGUGGGCGGCGUGGGGCUGGGCGCGGAGCCGGGCGGGGCGGGCGCGCGCUACCGCGGCGCGUACGCCGGGCCCGCCAGCCUGCCACGCGGCGCCCAUCACCCGCCGCACCCGCCGCCGCACUCGCAACACCCGCCGCCGCACGCCAAGCAACUGCCGCACCACCAACCGCAUCCUGGAAAUGCGUCUCGCGUUACACUGACAAGUGUGCCAAACAUCAGCCCUCAAGGACAAUUAGCAAUGUCGGCAGAUUUAGUUAGAAGUCCGCCACCAGCCCACCAACAGACUUCUCCAGUCACCUCGGUCUAUCACAACGGCGACGGAAUGUACCCGCACUUCUCACAUCAGCACUACCAGAUGUACCAGCAACACUUCCGAGCCACACAGCACGACAGUCGGACCACACCUUCACCAUAUACAAGGAGUUUGGAAGCGGAGGGCUGCGAGGCGCCGACGCCGCCGCUGGAGCUGCGACGCCCGCCGUCCGCGCGCGUGCCCCGCCCCGCGCACUCCCCCGCGCCGCCCCCCGCCGACCGCCUUAUCAUGUAUGCCGUGGGUGCGGGUGCAGGCGUGGGCGUGAUGCGCGGCGGCGGGGGCGGCGGGGGCGGCGGGGGCGGCGGCGGCGCGCGGUCGCCGCCGCCUGCGCACGCGGGCACGCGGCCGCCGCCCGGGCCCGCGCUGUCGGGACUGCCGCCCGCGCCGCCCGGGCCCCAGGGCCCGCCGCACGCCUCGCAGGUGCCGCGCGAGGCUGACUCCCUGCAGAUGUUAUUGAGACGUUACCCGGUGAUGUGGCAAGGGCUGCUGGCGCUGAAGAACGACAGCGCGGCCGUGCAGAUGCACUUCGUGGGCGGCAACCCCGGCGUGGCGGGCGACACGCUGCCGCGCCUCGCCGACGGCUCCACGCCGCUGCUGCGCAUCGCGCAGCGCAUGCGCCUCGAGCCCGCGCAGCUCGACCAGGUCCACCGCAAGAUGAAGAUGGAAAACGAACACUGCAUGCUGCUGGCGCUGCCGUGCGGCCGCGACCACAUGGACGUGCUGCAGCAGUCCACCAACCUCACGCACGGCUUCAUCACCUACCUGCAGCGCAAGCAGGCCGCCGGCAUCGUCAACGUGGCUCCUCCCGGACACCACCAGGCGAUGUACACGGUGCACAUCUUCCCGUCGUGCGACUUCGCCAACGAGAACCUUAACCGCAUCGCGCCCGACCUGAUGCACCGCGUGGCCGACAUCGCCCAUCUCCUCAUUGUCAUCGCCACCGUCUGAACCACCGCAUUAUUGACGACACACCCCCGAUUGUGACCUGAUUCCUAGACGGACGAUUAACGACUAAUAAUUAUGCAUUGUAAAUAUUGGCCAGGUUGUGAAACUUUUUUAAAUCUUUAAUUUUUUUACCUUAGCUAUCGGUCCACCUGGUAGACGUCGCGUAGAGACCGAAAUCGUUCCAUCCUCGACAGAGACGUUUGUAGGAAUUGAGUUGGAUUACCUCUGAAGUGAAGUGCUUAGUGACGUACGUUAGUUAUUUAUCGUUAGCGCGUGCGCUGCGGCGCGGGCUGCCUGUAAACUCUCACAUUAAUAGAUAAGCCGUCACUUAUUUAAGAGUUAGUUGUAAGUUAUAAGCUUAUUUGUAAAAUACUUUUGUUAUAGUCGACUGGGUUCGACAUUAUUCGGAGUUUAAAUUUAUAAAAGUAUGAUUAAUAAAUGGCAAAGUCAGUUGAUAAAAAAUAUUUUUAGUUUUGGGUUCCGAUUAGAUGAGUGGCAAUCUAUCGAGCAUUUUUAUUGUUAGUGUAAAUUGUUAUUUUGUUUUAAGCGACUAGGUCUAAAGUAAUUUAAAAUUUGUAAAUACCGAAACUAUUCAUACUAAAAUUCGAUUUAUUCGCUUAGGUCAUUACGGUAGGUAUCGGAAAACUCAUGAUAACUGGGUCGAAUGAUUACUGUUUAUUUGUAAAAAUAUUAUAGUUGAAACUUAAGAAAAACACAUGGAAAAUAAACUGUGAUUCUGACUUUUAAAUGUAGACUGUAGUUAGUCUUAUUGAUCAUAAGAGCAGUGCUCGCGGUCAACUCUGAAUUUAUCUUUGUAUUGUGCGACGUCGAGUCAUUCCCGUUGCCACCUGAGAUAAGUUCGGGGACGCGCGAACACUUCCCGCGGGCACGCACUGUCGCGAUGUUCUUAGCGAAAUAUACGACAAUGAUGGAUUUAUUGUAUGGGAGAAUAUGUCAGGAUGACACUUUGAUAUCGGUACAUAAUAAUCAUUUUUUUGUAACAUUUUUAUGAUUGUUUCAUUUGCACAAUUUGAGACUUGUUUUUUUCAACCCAGCGACUACAUUUUUGUCCUUCUGUAUCUUGCUUUGUACCUUGUAACGGUCUCAAUCACUAAAUAUUAUAACAACGUAUCUAUAGAUCACAUUGGCAUAUCUUCAGUAAUAGUUUUUUUAUUCCGUUUUAGUUAAAAAAUUACUACUAAUGGGUCAUAAUUCACAAUUAAUUGACUGUUAAAAGGUAUGAAGCUGUAGAGAAGAAGUGGCGGCCGUAAUGGCACUUCUCUUACAUACAUAUCACGAACAUAAUUUAGUGAAACAUAAGUUUCACUAGUGAUUGGUCAAGAUGUCCCGCUCUCUAGGCGUCCCGCCGCCCGCGCCCCUGUCCCGAGCAUGGUGCCACCGUCACAUAUUCUCGAUCCCAUCCUCAUUAACCGCCAACGCGUCCAGUACAUCCGACAUUCAGUCACGACAUAUCCUAAACUACCUGUAACGCCCUUUUUUACGUUUUAAUUCAAUAGCAAUAACUUGUUCGAUAUCGAAACUAACAAUAUUGUACUUCUCAUAAGCGUCGGUCGCCUGCAGAUAGCUUCCGCUCCUGGCGAUCCCGUUCCCAUAACAUGUAUACAUAGUUAGUUAAUUGUGCGACUGUGCUGUCGUACGGAUAAACAAAGUACAAAAUAUUUUAUGUAUUGUAAUUUUAUAUGUACGAUAUAGAAGUUAAUAGCACAGGUAAUAUUAUGAUUAUUCUUUUUAAGGUUUAAUCUGUAGAGUGUAAAAUAAUUGUAAUGAUUGUUUGUCAUGUUUCCGUCGCAAACAGUUCUCGACUUGGCUAGGAGGAACACUAACGAACUCGUCACUUCGUCCAUUAAUUUUAAAAAUAUAAUUUUAUUAGCAGACAGAUGCCCAAUAAUGUACACUAUAUUUAUUCUAAUUUGAAGUCCUUAUGAAGGAUCUCAAUGUAAAUAAGUCUUCAUGGAACAUAGCAGUACAGUAUUUAGACUUGAUAUUGAAAAUUUUAUGAGAUAAGCAACAAAUGAGAAUUAUAAAAGAAGUAUUUAUGGUAAAAUUGGUAUUUACUCAUUUUCUUUAUUUGUAACAUGAAUGUAAUAAUUUUCUCAGCAGGGAUCGUGUUUGAACGAAAACUUGCUUAGAAAAUAAUGCCAUUCUUGUAUAUUAUGCUAUUAAAAUGUCAAUUACUAAUUAAUAUUUUCAUAAAGUUUUCAUGCUCCGUAAUUUUGAAAUCUAAAAUCAUGGUUUGUUUCCUCAUUGGUGUUAAGUCGUAAUAAGUUUUUGCAGACUUACUAGAUUUAACAACACGAACUAAUGUGAGAAGUAUAAUAUAGUUUUGUUUAUUUACUAUGUUAAAAGUGGAUUCAAUAGGAAGUUCCACGUCGAGGUGCCCCCAAGCAGGUUCGUUGAGGGCGUGACGACGUCAGACUUCCAUCGUUUACGCCUGUGUGUCAUUCUGUUCUCGAAACAUAUUCUCUGUGGUGAUAUGAGGAUGGAAUGGCAAGUGCGUGGUGCGUCCUCCGAGAGCGGUUGUUGCCGUGUGGGAGAUGUUAGAGUUUAAAUAUUUGUAAAAAUAACAUUUGAUCUCAAGUGUGCAGCAAAAGUGAAAGGUAGACUGUUGUCAUGCAACUACCGCGCUCGGACGCCGCGCGGCGCCACUAUCGUUGGUUUUGAUUCAGAGCGUAAGGAUAUAAAAAUAUUGUGAUCAUAAUUAUAUUGUAGUUUUAAAAGCUAGGUUAUAGAAAUAAUUGUAUAUUUUGUACAUAUUGAAAAUAGUAUUGUAUCUUACUUCCCUUAUCCAAACAACCCAGACUCCUGUGUGUUAUGUACCUCCUACCUACCAAUACUAUUAAAAAAAUAUUAUACAACAAA